UCAUGGAGAAAAUUCAGCAAAUUCUAGAGGAUUUGACAGACGAGGAGAUGAAACACUUCAGGCACUUAUUGGGUGAUCAUCGCAUACCAGCUGGCAAACUAGAAAAUGCAAAUGCUUUGAAGGUGGCGGAGCUGCUGAAGAAAUUCUACCAAGACAAGAAGAAAGCUUUAAACGUGGUUGUGGAUAUUCUGGGAGCUAUUCCCAGAAUGGAUCUGGUGGAAAGGCUCAUAGGGAAAGAGGGCCUUUAUGAACUUGAUGGAUGCAGGAAAAAGUCAGUGGAUUACUUAUGUCAUCAAGAACGAGCAUUGUCAGGAGCGAGCUCUGAUCAUGGCCAAGAUUCAGAGUUAAAGCAGCCAAUCAAUGAGAGAAAUGUAAAAACAAAUGCCCGUAAAAAUAAAGCCAAAGACUAUGGACGUGAUGGAAAGCUACGAUAUCCUUCUAUAAGUCAAAUGUACUUGGGCUUCACAAUCGCUAUUUUGGGAACUGCAUCGGCGAUUUUAACGCCCCAUAGCCCAUUUGCACAAGCCCGCAUUCCAUGGUGGUCUGGCGUUCUGUUUUGUGUCAUAGGAAUGAUUCCUUUGUUACCACUCAGGAUAAGUGAAAAAUUUAAGUUACGUAUUGUACUUGUCUCGAACGUCAUAGGUUUGCUGAUUGCUUUAACGUCAAUUGGAUUAUCAAUCUGGAAUGGAAUUGAAGAGACUAGAGCCAUUAAGACUUGCAUUUCCAGUUAUCAUUGGAUAAUAAUUUUCUUUGCUGCCUUUCAACUGUCCCUCUCUGGCUGGAACAUCGGUCUCACCAGCUUCUGGUUAGAUAAGGAAUUCAAGAAUUGAAGGUUUCCGUAUCCCUGAUCAGAAGUGAUUCAGCCAAUAGACGUUUGUGAUGGAAGUGCUCCAGGCUCUGUAUUCUUCUGCUGAGAGGUCACCAAUAUGAAUCAUGACCAAUAAUUCCAUCUUUGCAAAUGUUGCCUUUUGAAUAUUUUCCAAAUCUUGCCAUUUUUCUUUCCAAUUUCCAAUGUGGGGAGUAUUGGUUUGAUGUGCUGUGUUAUAUUUUCUAUUGAUGCAUAACUUCCCUGAAGCUCCAAGUUAUAACCUUGUCCAGUGAGUCAGUUCUCUUAUAAGAAAAAGAGAAUUUCUUGUGCAGAAUGUCACCCACCUAACAUGUUAAGACGUAUAAUGCCAAAAUGCUUAUUAUUAGGGGCCAGGCCAGACUCCCUCCAAACGUUUCAACAAUGUAGCUGAGGCCCUAGUGUUUCCAGUUGUUUUAACCAUGUGUAUAGUGAAUAUUCCAGGAGUGAUGCAGCUAGUCAAACGACUCAGCUUUAAACAAAACAGAAUUUGUUCACAGACUAGCAGAUGAAACACAAACAAAACAGAAUAGAAUAUGAAAUAACUUAAAACCUAUCUGAAAGCCCAACUGACUCUAUCGCAACUUAAUGAUGCUGUUCUAAUUUCCUACAACAUCCCCAUAACCACACCCCUUAGCAGAAAAGGUAAUUUCAAAUACACUUUCCGACAAGAGAGAUGUCAGAGAGAGAAUCAGAAUGGAGCCUCUUCUCACUGUAGCUGUUUCUUUGGGUCCCUAGCUGAAAACUAAAUCAAAGUAGAAAAACCCCUGAACCGGAAGAACUGGUCACUCCCCUUUCAUUGUACCAGCGUGUGUGUUUUUUAAGAAGAACUGAAAACCUUCUUUUCUGAUUAUUACCUUAGGCAAUCCUGUUAGGCAUCCUUUUAGACAAGUCAGCACCUCUGCCUUUUAAGACCCCUUUUGAAAAAUAAAGCAAGGAAAACAUAACCUUGUUAAAGGAGCAGCAUCGUCACAUUAUAUACUGUUGUCGUUCUCAUGGCACCUACAUCGAAACCUUUCCAGUUCACCAGAAUCUCAGUCACUGUAUCCUAACAUUUAAAAUGUCCUGUUCACUUAUCAAAUUAUUACCCACUGGCUUACUAGACUGACCAAUCAAGGGAUCAAUCAUGUUAAAAAAAAUUGUUGAAUAUCCCUCUUUAUUUCCAUCACUGCUAAUCCCUGUAAAAUUGUCCAACCCUUAGUUAACUCUACUGGUGAACUAAAGGAGAAAGUGAAGUCACGUGCUGUGCAAGGUGUUCGAACUAGGUGGAUAAAUAACUGGUUGAGCAACAGGAGGUAGAGAGUAGUAGUUGAUGGGUGUUUCUCGAAAUGGAGAAAGGUGACCAGUGGUGAUCCACAGGGAUCAGUGCUGGGGCCACUGUUGUUUGUGAUUUACGUAAAUGAUCUGGGAUUGGUGGUCUGAUCGGUAAGUUUGCAGAUGACACGAAGAUUUGUGGAGUAUCACAAAGCAUAAGGACUCUCAAAGAAUACAGGAGAAUAUAGAUGGACUGGGUAGUUGGGCGGAGAAGUCGCAGAUAUAGAGUUCAAUCCAGGCAAAUGUGAGGUGGUGCAUUUUGGAAGGUCUAAUUCUAGAGCAAACUAUACUGUUUGUAAAUGGAAGAGCCUUGGAAAAAGUUGGUGAGCAAAGAUAUCUGGGAGUGCAGCUCCAUUGUACCGUGAAGGUGGCUGCACAGGUAGAUAGAGUGGUCAAGAAGGCAGAUGGAAUGUUUGCCUUCAUCGGACGGAAUAUUGCCUCUAUGAGUUGCUAGGUCAUGUUAAAGUUAUAGAUGACAUUGGUUCGGCUGCAUUUAGAAGACUGUGUACGGUUCUGGUCGUCACGUUAUCAAAAGGAUGUGGGUGGUUUGGAGAGGGUGCAGAGAAGGUUUACAAGGAUGUUACUUGCUAUGGAAGGUGCUAGCCAUGAAGAGAGUUUGAAUAGGUUAGGCUUAUUUCAUUAGUAAAAAGGAGAUUGAGGUGGGACCUGAUUGAGGUCUACAAAAUCAUGAAGGGUAUAGACAGGAUGGAUAGAGAUAAGCUUGUUUUCCCACAGGGUGGGGGAUUCAAUAACGAGAGAGCACGCAUUCAAGGUGAGAGGGGAAAAGUUUAACGGGAAUAUACGCGGAAAGUACUUUACACAGAGGGUGAAGGUGCCUGGAAUGCAUUGUCAGCAGAUAUAGUAAAGGCAGGCACGGUAGAUUCAUUUAAUUUGCGUCUGGACAGAUGCAUGAAUAGGUGGGGAGCAGAGGGAUACAGAUCCUUAGGAAUUGGGAGAUAGGUUUAGACAGUGGAUUGGGAUUAGCACAAGCUUGGAGGGCUGAAGGGCCUGUUCCCGGGCUGUAAAUUGUUUUUGUUCUUUGUUCUACUAUUUCUGCAGUUCUCUACAUCUUAUGUGUUUUAGUCUCAGGUUUUAAUUGUACCACCAUUGCCCAGGCAUGUGACGUAAGUUAUACCGUUCCUUUUCCACCACCCAUUGUCUCGCCUCCAUUCUCCAUUGGAAACCCAGAUUUUAAACAAGAUUUUCACCACCUCUCCUAAACUGUGAUUAUGUGUUCGAAAUCAACAAUGUUAUUGUUCAUGGUAUUGCUAAGAGGAAUUCCUCCUCUAAUAGGGUUAUGAAUCUGUGGAAUUCACUCCCAUAGAAAUGCUGGAACACAGAACAAAUUUAAGUCGGAGAUUGACAGAUAUUUAACUAGUAAUACGUUGAAGGGUUAUGGGGAUAGGGAAAUGCCUGCUUAUGCGAUGAAUUCUGUGAGCUCCUUGAUUGCUUCAUUGCAGUGUAUUUUUUUGUUAAGUCUACUGCAAAUUCUGAAUUGAUCACCUGUGUAUUGAUAUGUUCUCCACCGUUUCCUACAGAUUACAGACUCCACAAUUGUGCCAGCAUUUACACAAUGUGAAAUGAUUGUUAAUAAACCAGCGAAUGCACUUUUUAAGAUAGUUACAAAAUUUUAGAGAAG
Messenger RNA from Hemiscyllium ocellatum (epaulette shark), 3797 nucleotides. RefSeq lists its product as uncharacterized. The coding region runs from base 3 to 830 and encodes 275 amino acids. Gene Ontology annotation, molecular function: protein binding. Gene Ontology annotation, biological process: regulation of apoptotic process. The record is from RefSeq and is a predicted model, not a curated record. Lineage: Eukaryota; Metazoa; Chordata; Chondrichthyes; Orectolobiformes; Hemiscylliidae. The transcript is spliced from 7 exons.